AUGUCGCAACGAAACAUCAUCGAUGCCGAGCUCUUGACAGAGCACCUUGGGUAUGCGCCAAUUUCACUCCUCGACAGCAUUAUCAACAAUGUCAAUGCCGUAGCCGACAAAACCCUCGACCGCGUCGAACAGGGUCUAUCCAGAGCACCCCCCAAAGCCCUGGGAUUCGAAAAGGCGUUAAAGCAAAAGAAGAAGAAGCCUUCCGCCGGUGAACCACAGGCUAACAUUGAGGAGACGGCAAAGCUUGAGAUUAUCGACGGCGUUCACAAGCUGGAAACGCUACUAUGUGCUGCCAUCGACAAGAAUUUUGACAUGUACGAACUCUACGUGAUGCAGAACAUUCUAGGCAUUCAACCAAGCCACCGCAACUGGAUGCGUUUGGCGCACUAUGAUGGCCUUGACUUCACGGCAGGUGCGCAUGAGGAUGCGCCUACGAGAGAAAGCGUUGAAGCGCUGAGGCAGAAGCUGCAGGCUAGUCAGCGACUCAACGUUAUGCUACAUGCUGAACAGGCGAAGAACGCGGCGCUCUUGACGAAGCUGAAAGAUCUUGUUGGCGGCAAGCCCCCUGGCACGAGAACUUCGCUGGGAGCUGCAGAGGUCAAGGUUGAAAGCGCAGACGACAGAGCACCCUUCCAAUUCUUGCACAAUAAGGGCGACCUUACAGAGGGAGAUGCAAAGACGCCUAUUACGACGACCACGGCGUUCAACUUGUCACAGCUACAGGCUCUGCGAGCUCUAUCUACUUCGUUGCGAAAUAUUAUGCCAGACCUCAAGGACCCAUCUAGUAUGGAAGAGGGCCCAGAGAAGAACAAAAGUUGGAGACGGGAAAGACUAGAAUAUGUCGAAGGCGAGACAAGGAAACACCUUGAAACUGUUAGAGGGCUGGAGUUGGGCAAAGACGGCGAGGUGCGUGAUGGGGAAUGGCAGGGCGAGGGAAGGAAGUUUGCCAAGGGCGAGGUGGAAGGUCUGGAAAGUGUUGUAGCGGCCCUCGGCGGAGGAGUUGGAGGAUCCGGUGAACAGGCUGACCCUGACGCCAUGGACGAAUCGUGA
This is a messenger RNA of Colletotrichum truncatum, 1050 nucleotides long. RefSeq names its product mind kinetochore complex component. The record is from RefSeq and is a predicted model, not a curated record. Gene Ontology annotation, biological process: mitotic sister chromatid segregation; mitotic cell cycle; kinetochore assembly. Gene Ontology annotation, cellular component: nucleus; MIS12/MIND type complex; chromosome, centromeric region. Lineage: Eukaryota; Fungi; Ascomycota; Sordariomycetes; Glomerellales; Glomerellaceae.